Periophthalmus magnuspinnatus is the source of this 2412-nucleotide messenger RNA. RefSeq names its product N-myc downstream regulated 1a (gene ndrg1a). Gene Ontology annotation, biological process: signal transduction. The transcript has 14 exons. NCBI's taxonomy places the organism in Eukaryota, Metazoa, Chordata, Actinopteri, Gobiiformes, Gobiidae. The record is from RefSeq and is a predicted model, not a curated record. Gene Ontology annotation, cellular component: cytoplasm. Bases 233 to 1366 code for a protein of 377 amino acids.
CAGUGCAUCUCUGUCUGACAUUGGCUGAUCCAAUUUAAGGAUCUAUUCAUCCAGAAUUAGCUUGUUUUGACCAGCCUGCAAUGCACCAUGGGAGGCAAAGAGCUUAGGCCACCUGGUAAGCAACAGGGGUAUAAAAUGCAGCUCUCACAGUUGGGCUCAGUAACUUUAUAGGCUUAACGGCUACUUGAAUUUGUGUUUCUGUCAUUUUUUGUUGGGAUUGAUAGCCGCAAACAUGGUUCUGGAGGAUUCUGAUGUGGAGAUGAUUGUGGCAGAAAUUGAAGUGUCUGAGCAUGAUGUGGAGACUCCAUAUGGAAGGAUUCAUUGUACAAUGAAGGGGGUUCCCAAGGGUGACAGGCCAAUUAUUCUCACCUACCAUGAUGUUGGACUCAACCACAAAACCUGCUGGGACACACUUUUUAACCAUGAGGACAUGUCAGAGAUUAUGCAGCACUUCGCUGUGUGUCACGUGGAUGCUCCUGGGCAACAUGAAGGAGCAAACACCUUUUCCACUGGAUAUGAGUACCCCUCAAUGGACCAGCUGGCAGAGACCCUCCCCCUGGUGCUCAAGCAUUUUGGGCUCAAGACUGUCAUUGGAAUGGGCAUUGGAGCAGGGGCCUACAUUUUGACUCGAUUUGCUCUUGACUAUCCAAAUAUGGUGGAGGGUUUGUUGCUCAUCAACAUCAACCCAUGUGCUGAGGGUUGGAUGGACUGGGCUGCCCACAAGAUCAGUGGCUGGACUCAUGCUGAGCCUGACAUGAUCAUCACCCAUCUCUUUGGAAAGGAGGAGAUCCAUAACAACCAGGAUCUGAUUGCUACGUACCGCCACCAUAUUCUCAAUGACAUGAACCAGUUUAACCUACAUCUUUUUGUCAAGUCAUACGAAAGUCGUAGAGAUCUGGAAAUUGAGAGACCUGUCCCUGGAAUCAAUUUUAGAACUCUCAAAUGUCCUUCUCUUCUGGUGGUUGGUGAUAACUCUCCUGCUGUUGAGGCUGUUGUUGAGUGUAACACCAAGCUGGACCCUACCAAGACUACCUUGCUUAAGAUGGCCGACUGUGGAGGCAUGCCCCAGGUUGAUCAGCCUGCCAAGCUGACUGAAGCAUUCAAGUACUUUAUCCAAGGAAUGGGAUACAUGCCCUCUGCCAGUAUGACCCGUCUGGUCCGCUCCCGCACUGCCUCGGGCUCAAGUGUUGCCUCUAUGGAAGGAAACCGGUCCCGGUCUCACACACAUGAUGGUAACCGCUCACGUUCUCACACCAACGAGGGCCGCAGUCGCAGUCAGACGACCGAGAGGGGGCGUUCUCAAACAGACGGUGCCGUGGACGGCGUGGACCAAUCUGUGCCCAAGUCCACCGAAGUGUCCUGUUAAACCAUACGCUCCCCAGACAAGUUCAGAAACCUCUCCCAAGUUCCCCAAGGUGGUGCUGCGCUGCCCCUAACUGCACAUCGUCAUUCACAAUGGUUCACAAGACGUGGAGUUUCAGAGAUUAGUUCUGUUAAUACGCACAACUGUCCUCAUAUAAAGUGAUUUGCCCUUGGAUACCUGUUUUUUGAGUUGCCAUUUUCCAGAAGAGGGAUUUUGUUGGCAAAACAAGUUUAAAUCAGUGAUUCUUGAGAUCCAGUGCAGUUAGCGGCAUCUUGGCAUGUGGGGACACAGAACUGAAGCAGUGAAUGUCAGAGAAAGCUGUGGCUGGAGUUCUAAUAUUCAUUUGACAUAAUGUGUUUAAAUGGCACAGCUUUCUCAGCCACACAUGACUGUAAAUGUCCUGUUCUGUUUGCUAUUGAUUACCCAAUCUUUUACUUUUAAGUCUAAGGUUAAAUUGUUUGUAUGUAGAAGCAGAUGUAUAGAUGUGGAGACUGAAUUGGAGGCACAUGGAUUAAUACUAAAGAUAUAUCUUUUGAAGGGAUAAAACUAAUAUCUUGUGUAUACAGCAAAUUUCAUCCUACACCUGUUAUUUUAAUGAAUCCUGUACCUGAUGACAUUUAAUGAUUUCAGAAAUCUACAGGUUCUUAGAGAAAACGUUUGCAUUAAACAGUAUAUUAUUUUGAUAAUUAUGGUUCAGACAUUCCUCACUUUUGUGGUGAUCUCUCUCUCUCUGUCUCUAUGCAAUUAAGCACAAAGGAACAAAGAUGUGCCAUGAUAUGUUGACUUUUAGGUGAGUUGCUCUGAUCUGGUUGUGGAUUUCUGGGCGUGGGACUUGAUAUGUCCACAUGUUUAAGAACAUAGCAGUAGAACUUGCCCAACAUCUUGUACUCCCACAUGUAUUACUUGCACUAAAGCAACAUUUGCUUUGUAGAAAACAACAAAAAAAGGCUUUGUAAAGAUGCAAUAUUCAUCUGCCUAAUGCUGUAGAAAUGCAUUACAAUGACACAAGUUUGUAUUUAUUAAAAAAUACAAUAAAACUGUAUAACAUG